AUGCAUUUGGUCGACUUCAAUGAGACCGUGUCAUGUAAAAAGCGUCGAUGUCGUAGUUCAAAGAAGAAGCGAUUGAGAUUGAAGAAACGUGGCAGUUUCGAAUUGAAAACCGUGCAAUUGAGUGAAAUAAAAUGCAACAAAGACAGUCAAAUUCAAGAGUACAGCGUCAUUUCGGAUAAAAAAAUCAACCACAAUAAAGCACAAGACAGCAAUAUACAUGACCAACACCAGAAACAAAAGCAAGAGCAAAAGGAACAAGAAUUUACUCAAAAUUGCAAUAAAAUUCAGGACCUUUUGAAAUAUCAUGAUGAAAAACAUGAAGUCCAAUCGAUACUUAAACAAGAACUUGAUAUUAUCAAUCAAGAGCAAACCCACACAAGGAUUCAGGAUGGAGAAAAUGACAAUGAGGUUAAGAAUGGGGAUGAAUGCACUGGACACGACCAGGAAAUGACAAUGUACGAACGCAAACGUUGUGCCCACAUCCUUCGGAAUCAGGCUUUUUUACAGCAAGUUGGUAUGACAGCAGCUACGAUAGCAGCUCGUGAAGCAGCAGAAGCACAAAGAGAAAUAAAAAAACGGAAGUUGUUUGCUAGACGAGCAAUGAAAGCUGCUGAGCUUCAGCAGCAGCCAAUACGCAAGUCCCGACGCUUAGGCAGUGAAAAAGUGAUAUUUUCUAGUCACUCUGUCGAACUGGGUCAUCCUUUAGAUAUUCUUCUCGUGAAAAGAAUGCGUCAGCCAUAUGGCAACAAACUUUACGUGAUGGAUGCUAGUGAUGAGGAAGGUGCGACGUUCUGCAAUGAACUCGUCGGAGAUCGGGACAAGUUGGAGACGCACGUGGCUUUGAACAGCGAUGAUGAGAUAGACUAUUCGUUGGCAAAUCAUGAUGUUGUCAAGACUUUGCCAUAUCACAUUACUGCAAUGGCUUUCCUUCCACGAGCAGACCGAGUUGUUGUAGCAUGUGGGGAUGAAGAGGGUCAUAUCGCGCUUUGGUCGCCUGCUAUCGAUACCAAUAUCUCAUCAUCAGUGCUGUCGCGACCGCACGGUUAUCCUGUCAGCCAAUUGAUCUUCCCCGAUACGUCAACAUUGAUUUCCAGCAGUAUUGAUGGCACAGUGCGUGAAUUUGAUCUCGGCGCCGCGAAAUCUUCAUCACUCUGUGACAUAAGUGAUGAAACUGGGAUUACCUCACUAAUUGGAUCGGGUAGUCCUCAAUUCUACUACGCCAGCUGUGAGGACGGUACUUUACGUCUAGUUGAUCGCCGAGCGCGGAAGGCGCAUGGUACGACUUUUGCACUGCAUAAGAAGCGGAUCAACUCGGUGGAUCAGCAUCCAAGUCUCGACUUCUGCGUUGCAACUGCUUCUCUUGAUGGCACCGUGUGCUUGUGGGAUAAGCGUACGAUCUCUUCCACAAAUUGCGUUCCUCUGGCACAAUUGCAACAUAAGAACAUGAUGCAUUCAGCGCAUUUCUCUCCGAAUGAUGGAUUUUGGCUUGUGACGGUGGCCAACGAUUCGUAUAUUGAUAUGUACGACACGUCAAGUCUCAUUAAGUGCAGGACAUCCGAUGCUCAGCUCACACUACCCCAGUCGAUCCGCAUUCCACACACGACUUGGACAGGGACAUCAACGAAGCUUCGUCCAGCAUGGGAUCCCAAGAGAAUAAACCGAUUCGUGAUCGGAUGUGUGGAUCAACCAUCCAGAUUACAAUUUUUUCGCGUUGGACACCCGUACCCCAUUCACGAACUUCAAACUGUCAAUUAUACUGGCUUCGAUUUGGUAAAUCUGUAUCAUCCACAUGUCGAUGUCAUUGCAAGUGGUAACCAGAAUGGACAAGUAUCACUCUGGCGAAGGAAUAUAUAA
Molecule: messenger RNA, 1854 nt
Organism: Peronospora farinosa
Lineage: Eukaryota; Oomycota; Peronosporomycetes; Peronosporales; Peronosporaceae
Source: the annotation of a GenBank genome assembly